GUGGGUUUACUAAAACCCCGGAAUAGCAUACACGUGUAUCAUGAUGGUUGCUGGCAGUAGUUGAGGGAAGCCGCAGAAACGGUUGUUUGUGUAAUCAGGCUGUGCAAUUGUUCAUGUUUAUUAAAAGGUCCACAUUCAUUCCUUUAACGUGAAAUCACUCAAAUCCCGAGAAAUGGUGACCAAGAAGAAAACUGUGAAAGUGGAGGCUGUGGUCUUGGACAAGGACAAGCUUGACAAGUUGAUAGUCUCACUGUCUGUGGGUGGAGGAGAAGAGUUGAUCAGACAGCUAGCCCAGACCCUACAAGACUGUCUGGUUUUGGCUGACCCAGUGCAGCAGAUCCAACUGGUCAAGAAGGCAGGCUCCCAGCUGGAAAAGCUGAGUGAGGAGGAAAUGUCCCGGGGGCCUCUCCUCCAGGCCUGUCUGAACACCCUGGCCCUCAUCUACACAUCCCUGCAGGCCAAGAACCCUCUCCGUAGGGCCAGCGCUAGCGCCUUGAGCUCUGUGCCAGGCUGGCUGCAGGACCAGGCUGUUGGCUGCCUGUCGGCGUGCCUGUCCGACUGUCUGUCCACCCUGUGCUCGGACCGCGCCUCGUACCCACACCUGAUAGACUCAGUAACGUCUUGCCUGGAUGGCUUCCCUCUCGGGGAGAGUUGUAUACGCGGUCUGCUAGCAGAGGUGUUGACGUUUCUUCAUAAAGCCUUGAGUGAAUACCUCCAAUUGAACAGUGGUCUGGCAGGUUGCCAUGUGCUCCAGGCCCAGCUCAUGCACUCGUGUCUGGCUGCGGUCAAGGCCUCCAUGCUGGUGGUGCAGAGGUCCCAGGACCUCAUCAGCGCUGCCCUACAGGCAGGCAAUCCUGACUGCACCCUGCAGCCAACCCUCAGUGGUCUUCUGGACUGUUACACACACAUCCUCACAGAUGAGGAGUUUGUUCAGGCGGUCCAGAGCACGGCUGGCAUGGCGGUGGUGCUGCUCAUCAGAUCUGUCCUGGGCUGUGGAGAUGAAGUGGCGUCAGCGGUGGCUGGACUCCUGCAAGGCAUAGAGCUGGGAGCGGAGUGCGCCCCCUUGUGGCUGAGAGAGAGCUGUGUGGGGCUGUAUGACAGCGGGCGUCCUGCAGGGGUGUCCCUCUACCUGUGUCACGGGGCCCUGGCUAUGCUGAACUGGAGAGGGGCCUCGCAAGGGCCGCGGAGGGAUCAGCUCCUGCUGCUCGUGCCCCACACACUGCUGGCCCUAGACACCAGUAUUAAGGAAUCCAGCACAGCCAUGGUGGUAGCCCGCGUGCUGUCCCUGUGGAGCGGAGUGGCAUUGGACAGCAUGCAGAGUGGCCAGUCCUCUGCCCCCGGCCUGCUACGCGACUCCCUCCGUGGGGGCUCCGAGCUUCAGGGGCGCCUCCUGGAGCACGUCUACACCCACUGGGAGCACCCCCUGGACGGGGUCCGCCACCAGACCAACACCCUUUUCAAGAACCUCCUCCUCCUGCACCAGCAUACCCACCCUCUGGCUCUUUCCAACCCCCACAGUGACCCGUACGUCAGCCAGCUAACCCAGACUCUGCUGGGCCUGGAGUGGCACCAGAGAGGGAAGUACGGGUCUCUGGCCUGCCUGGUGGAGCUCCUAGGGGCAGGGUACCUGUUGGCUCUGGAACCCCAGCUGCCCUCACAUCUCCUGGGCUUGAUGGGGGACCAGACACUGGCACCCUACGCUAGUGACCUGCUAGAGAGGCUGUUUGUCAGUCACAAGGCCCAGCUGGCUGGGGAGGGGGACAUGGAGAGGUGGCACGGGACCUGGGUAUCUCCGCUGCUCCAGGUGCUGUGCCGAGCCAGGCUGGACCAGACUACCUAUAUCCUGGACUAUUUCCUCCCCAAGCUGCUGCGCUGUUCUCCCUCCAGUCUGGCCCACAUGGUACAGGCCCUCCAGAACUCCCCAUCCUGCAGUGCUGGCAGUAGGGGUUCGGUGGGGGCUCUGAUGACAUGUCUGCGGGCAGCACGGGCCCAGGGGAUGGUCCAGUCUUCAGAGGAGGGACUUUGGGGGGGGUUGGUCCCUCUCUCCCUGCUCCGCCAGGCUCUGGUUCACAAACACCACCAGGUGCGAAUGGAUGCUCUUGGCUUAGUGUGCGAGAGUCAUCGCAGCACAGAGGUUCUGACCUCACAGGAAAUUGAGCUGCUUUGUCACUUCCUGCCUUCCUGUCUGAACAGCCAAUCACCAGGGGUCAGGCAGCAGACCAUCAGUCUUCUCAAAAAGCUCCUGUGCCGAGUAAAGGACAGUGGUCAGUUAGUUCAGAGGAGACUGGCCCAAGAGAGAGACGUGGGACAGCGUGAGAAAGCCCAACACGUCCUGGACACAUACAAGGAGUUCCUGCGCUGGCUCUGUGAGAGGUUGUUUGUGGUGUUGCUCCCUGGGGCCUCCUUCUCCACCUGUCUGACGGCCCUCAGAAUGCUGGCCCUGCUGGCCCAACUGUUCACCUUCACAACUGGGCCUGAGGAUAUGUUUGCUCUUGGGGAGGUGGUGACUCCUGUACAUGCUCAGAACGUCCUCUUCUGCCUCGGCAGCAACUUCCUGGAGGUUAAGCAGCUGGCCUCUGCGUUGCUUCGUCAGCUCCCUCCCUCUGCUGUGGGGCUUCAGGAGCCGGACAGGAUGUUGUGUCUGCUCCAGGCAGCUAUGGACCUCAGCACCAGCACUAAGCCCUUUGACAGUGUCACGGCGGCCCAUCUAUUCAACCUUCUCCUCCACCUGCCUGACCUGCCUCAGGCCCUUCUGCUCUGUGCCCAGGAGCAGGGCCUCUCCUUCCAGCCUCCAUCUCUAACCCAGCCCCAGGCUUCUGAGGCCCUCACCUUGGAGACUAACACCCUGGCAGUGAUUCAGUUCCUGUUGCUGUGUCUGAAGACUGAGGUGAGGAAGGCGGAGUCUUCACUCCUGCUGGCGGCAGCCACCUCCCCUCUCUACGGCAGAGCCCACUGUAUCACAGCUGCCUUACAGCAGCUGAACACCAGAUGUCUGACUCUGUGUGGCCAGUGGAGGAGUGUGGUGUCAGAGCUGAUCACGGUGUCCUACAGGAUGUCUGACGUGGUGUCACCUGUCGUCCAGAGCUCCUCCCCUGAAGGCCUCAUUCCCAUGGAUACGGAGACAGAGUCGUCGGCUGGUCUCAAGAGCAUCCUGCAGGAGAUCCAGCCUCGUGACACCAACGAUUUCUUCACCAGCGCCAGAGAGCUGGACACUCAGGAGUCGGGAACCAAUGAACCUGCCGCCAAAACCGAUGAAACGCUCCAUCCCAGCACAGGUGGUGGGGGUGAAGGUUACAGGGUGACAGCUCAGAUGGUGUUGGUGUGCUGUUGGAGGACCAUGAAGGAGGUGUCCAUGCUCCUGGGAGAAGUGUGUCAGAGCCUUCCUCUCCAGACAACACACACUCCCCCAGACCAAGCGCUGAUCACAGAGGAGCAGGUGGAGGGGGUUGGGCGGUACUUUCGCCAGCAGCUCCUGCAGUCUCGUCACAGAGGGGCUUUUGAGCUGGCCUACAUUGGUUUUGUACGCCUCAAUGACAUGCUGUGCAGGAGCGGAAGCCGGACCCUGCAGCAGCUGCCUGCUCACUGGCUCACGGAGGUCCUGCAGGAGGUUAAGUCCAGUGACCCCUCCUCUAAACUGUGUGCCACCCGCCGCAGUGCUGGCAUUCCGUUCUACAUCCAGGCCCUGUUGUCGUCCGAGCCCAAGUCGUCCAGCUGCAGCCUCCUGAAGACGACCAUGAGGGAGCUGACCACUCUGGCCAUGCCCCCCCCCGACCGAGCCACCGAUGAGACCACUGUCCCUCAGGUUCAUGCCCUCAACAUCCUGAGGGCUCUCUACAGAGACACCCGUCUGGGGGAGAACAUCGUUCCCUUCGUCUCAGAGGGAAUGCAGGCCGCUGUCCUGGGAUUCACCUCCCCCGUCUGGGCUGUGAGGAACUCGUCCACCCUACUCUUCAGCACCCUCAUCACUAGGAUCUUUGGGGUGAAGAAGGGGAAGGAUGAGCACUCAAAAAAGAACAGGAUGACCGGCCGUGAGUUUUUCACCCGUUUCCCGGCGCUCUAUCCCUUCCUGCUGAGCCAGCUGGAGGAAGCGGCUUCAUCGGUGGGCAGCGACAGUGGUCGAGUGAUUCUGCACCCCAGCCUGUUCCUCCUGCUGCUGGUGUUGGGUCGUCUUUUCCCUUCCCCCAUGGACGGCUCGUCAUCCCCUCUGGGCCUUGCGCCUUUCCUGCCGUUCAUCAUCAGGUGUGGUCAUUCUGCUGUCUACCGGACUCGUGAGAUGGCAGCCCGGGCCCUGGUCCCGUUCGUCAUGGUAACCCAGGUCCCCUCCACUAUCCAGGCUCUACUAGACGACCUGCCUCUGGAGCCUGCCCCUAGAACUCAGCAGAACCGCAUCCAUGGAACCCUGCUCCAGGUGCUGUUCCUGCUGCGCUCCUACCAGGCGGACGCGCACAGACCCCAGGCUGCAGGAAGUGACAUCAGCAAAGCCCUGCGACCGCGAAUGUGGCUCGCUUCCAGGCGCAACCCGUGUUUGGUGACCCGAGGAGCGUUCGUGGACGUGCUGGGGGCCGUGUGUGGCCCGGGGGCCUCUCCUUCCGGAGAUUCAGAGCUGAAGGAGCUGCGUGACGAGACGCUCGCCUUCCUGAUGACCUCUGAACUGGUGACCUUUGGAAGCUCCUCGGCUGCUUGCGCCCCACCCGGCAGCGCCCAGUACUUUCUCAGCCUGGCGCGCCUGGCACUCAGCGCCAGCGUGGAGAGCCCCCUAGCAUGGGGCGUAGAGGAAGAGGAGGGUCCUGCGUCGCGCGGACCCCUUAUCCUGAGGUGUCUGCUACAGUGCCCACACUAUGAAGUCCGAGAGCUGGGCCUGGCGGGCGUCCUCCGAAGGCUGGAGAUGGAGAUGGAGAGGGACGGGGAGGGGAUGGGACGUCCCUCCUGGCCCCCAGAGACCCUCGUCUCCACCCUCACCAGCAUGGUCCUGCAUGAGACUCACCCCCAGUCUCUGGCCAAGCUCCUGCAAGUGCUGUCUAUCCUUAUCGUGCCCUCUGACCUCCAGUGGAGAGAUGGUCUGCAGACUCUAACCCAGUGGCAGGUUCUGGAGCAAGUUCUCUCUCUGGCCGAUGUCUUCGUCCACAGUGUGGAGGUCCAUUGUGCCGCCUUGACCUUGGCAUCUAGACUGGUGGUACACCUGGCCAACACUGACCAUCAGGGUGCGGCCGCAGUAGCGCUCCUUGGGUGCUGGGGGGCGCUGGUGUCUCAGUGCUGCGGCGAGCAGCAGAAUACUGAGGUGAAGAUGAUGGCUGCAGAGAUAUUGGUCAACGUGUCAGCCACACUGCUGACCAGUCCCAACCCACCACUGGGCGUGUCCCACACUGUCUCUCUUUGGAGGGGGUUGUUCACUCUGCUGCAGGAUGAGGACCCGGAUGUCCGAGACCGAGCCGCCGACUACGUCUCCAGCCUCCCCAAACACCUACUGAACACAGAUGCGCCCCUGGUCUCCGUGUGCCCACCAGUGGCUCUGGAAAUGGGCGUGGCGUUGCUGUGCCAGCUGUUCCAGCUGUGGGGGCAGGUGCCAACGGGCAUCCUCACCCUGACAGAGUGGCUCCUGGGAGACCGCGAGGGGGAGCAUCCGCAUGAGUCGGCCAUAGCUGAGGCAACCGGGCUGGAUGAAGACGACUUCCUGUUUGAAAAGGGUGAUCUGAACCUGUGGGCGGAGCCUGUCCAAUGGGUACGCCUGCUACACAGACACCUGGUGGUCCUCGCCGAGGACCCAGGGCUGAAGGUUCUGAACCAGGCAGAGCUCCUCAGACUGUCAGCCCAGGCAGAGGCCCUAUCCCAGGCCACCCAGCAGGCACUGGAGGGCCUCCCGGCCUUGCCCCAGUUCUGCUGCACCGUAGAGCAUGCCCGGCUGGCCCUGAAGCAGGAGAGGGCCACGCUGGUUAUCAACAUUCUGCAGACUCUGAGACAGGCCGGACUGUCCGGUUGAGGACCGGGAAGGUUCAUGUUGGUUUAGACGCCAUGUAGCCCUGUUAGUUCAGUAAAAUGUGAUUUGCUUUUCGUGAGCCUUUGUUGCUUUCCGGGCUCAGGAACCCAGGGAAAGUUGGGUUGUGGGGUCACUCCGUGCUUGGAAAUACAUUGGUGCAUUUUGCUAUUUUUAAAGUGACAUGUAAUGUUUUGAUUUUAACAAAUACGCAACUGGCACACAUUUUAUGGACUAAGUAUUUUAUCAGCAGUGGAUGUAUUCGUUUUAGACAGAAAUGUACUCAUGACAGUGUACAUGUUUAAGUCUUGUAUGUGUUUUUCAAAGUAAAGAUGACUGAUUCAU
Esox lucius (northern pike) is the source of this 6316-nucleotide messenger RNA. It is a transcript of the gene thada, whose product is annotated as THADA armadillo repeat containing. The record is from RefSeq and is a predicted model, not a curated record. The transcript has 38 exons. Bases 173 to 5977 code for a protein of 1934 amino acids. Gene Ontology annotation, biological process: tRNA methylation. Gene Ontology annotation, cellular component: cytosol. NCBI's taxonomy places the organism in Eukaryota, Metazoa, Chordata, Actinopteri, Esociformes, Esocidae.